Molecule: messenger RNA, 1287 nt
Organism: Parathielavia appendiculata
Lineage: Eukaryota; Fungi; Ascomycota; Sordariomycetes; Sordariales; Chaetomiaceae
Product: subunit C of CAF1 complex-like protein
Exons: 4
Coding region: 1-1287 (428 amino acids)
Biological process (GO): chromatin remodeling; regulation of DNA-templated transcription
Cellular component (GO): cytoplasm; nucleus; Rpd3L-Expanded complex
Molecular function (GO): nucleosome binding; histone binding
Source: RefSeq, a predicted model, not a curated record
AUGGACGACCAGGACGAUGCCGACAUGGAGCAGAGACUCAUCAACGAAGAAUACAAGACGUGGAAGAAGAACAGCCCGUUUCUCUAUGACAUGAUCCUGAGCACCGCGUUGGACUGGCCGACAUUGACCACGCAGUGGUUCCCCGAUGUCAAGGACGUAAAAGACAAUACCUACACGACCCACCGAUUGCUUAUCGGAACCCACACUGCAGAAGGGAAGCCCAAUUAUCUGCAAAUUGCCGAAGUUGAGAUUCCGAAGCCUGUCAAGCCCAAUCCUCGCAACUACGACGAAGAACGUGGCGAGAUUGGGGGCUAUGGCGGCAAGGCAUCCUCGGAGGAGUCUCGCUCCAUCAAGUGGAGCAUCACUCAAAAGAUUGACCACCCGGGCGAGGUGAACAAGGCUCGGUACCAGCCUCAGAAUCCCGACAUCAUCGCCACGCUCGCGGUUGACGGCAGGGUCUUGAUCUUCGACCGCACCAAGCACAGUCUGACGCCCACGGGUACGCCGAAUCCGCAAAUCGAGCUCAUCGGCCAUAAGGAGGAGGGCUUCGGGCUUGCAUGGAACCCCCACGAUGCAGGCUGCCUUGCAACCGGUAGUGAGGACAAGACGGUGCUGCUUUGGGAUUUGAAAACAGUUCAGGGAAACGGCAAGACGCUCAAGCCCUCGCGCAGAUACACCCAUCACAACAACAUUGUGAACGACGUGCAGUACCACCCCAUGGUUAAGCACUGGAUCGGGACCGUGUCGGACGAUCUGACACUUCAAAUUAUUGACGUGCGACGCCCCAACACGGCAACGGCUGCACUUGUCGGCCGCGACGGCCAUAGCGAUGCAAUCAAUGCGCUGUCUUUCAACCCACGGACCGAGUUUCUCAUUGCCACUGCGUCGGCCGAUAAGACAAUAGGUAUCUGGGACAUGCGAAAUUUCAAGGAGAAGAUCUACACGCUCGUGGGCCACAACGACGCUGUCACGUCGCUCGCGUGGAAUCCAAACGAGAUCAGCAUUCUGGCCAGUGGAGGCUACGACAGGCGGGUCCUCAUUUGGGACCUCAGCCGUAUAGGUGACGAGCAGUUGCCAGAGGACCAAGAGGAUGGCCCGCCGGAGAUCCUCUUCAUGCACGGGGGGCACACCAACCACCUGGCCGAUCUCAGCUGGAACCUCAACGACGACUGGAUAAUGUGCAGCGCUUCCGAGGACAACCUCCUCCAGAUUUGGAAGAUUGCGAGUUCCAUCGUCGAUCCGGACGACACUGAGAUGCCAAUGAACGAGAUGGACGCGUCCAAUUAG